Messenger RNA from Caenorhabditis elegans, 2039 nucleotides. It is a transcript of the gene F25E2.2, whose product is annotated as Abnormal cell migration protein 18-like fibronectin type I domain-containing protein. The transcript is spliced from 11 exons. NCBI's taxonomy places the organism in Eukaryota, Metazoa, Nematoda, Chromadorea, Rhabditida, Rhabditidae. The record is from RefSeq and is marked reviewed. The coding region runs from base 72 to 1946 and encodes 624 amino acids.
AUUCUUUACUGCACUUUUUGACAUCCCUCACCCAUCCCAGCUCCCCAAAUUUUCAUUCCUGUCUUUUCGACAUGAACAUCGUUACUUUCCUACUUUUCGGAAUAUUUCCACUUUCAGCUGCAAUUUCUCCAAUUAACCUGGAGAAUUGUAAUCCGGGAAGUUAUUUUGUGGAAAACUAUAUCAAGUACCAAUGCUAUCAAAGUGGAAGUGUAAAGGGUUACAAUAUUGCUGGAUGCCAACCAUCGAAUGAUCUCACCGGUGUCACUUUGCAACAGUGGGAGACCCACAACGAAAAAUGGUUCAAGUAUCACUGUGUAAUUGAUGGAACUAAUGCUCAGUACUCUGUGAAGACCUGCCUCGACCCCGUAGGAGAAGUUCUACCAGUCGGAAAAACCCGCUCGUUCCCAGAUGGAGAAACAUUUACAUGCUUCAUAGAACGCAACAAGGUCAAGCUGAAUCACCAAACAACUGCUGGAUGUCAAGUCGGCGAUCAAGUUUAUGGAGAUAGAGCUACAUGGAUUGAUAGACGAGAAGAUGUUAUCAUUAUUGGCUCAGAGAACAAAGUUGUUGGAAAGGGAUCUACCAUGCAAUGCAAAAAAUCGGAAAAUGGCUCAUUUGUUGUAGAAGUUGCAGCCUGCUUAACUGCAGAGAACACAUACAUUCGACCAGAAGAUUUCGGAACUGUAGACGAUGCAGUUGUCAAAUGUGCAAUGGUUGAGGGGAAGUGUGUGCUGAGAAAAGCUGAAGUCACUGAACUCGGAUGCAGACACAAUGGAAAAGUAUACAGGCACAAUGAGGAAUGGAACUCGGAAGAUGGUGCCACGGUUUAUGCAUGCCAAUUCGGGAAAGUGGAGAAAGAAGGAUGCCUUGUUGGAAAUUACCUUAUUCCAUUGUAUGCAAUUCGCUACGUUGAUGGAAACGCUUUUUAUUGUUUUCAAGGAACACAAGUUCGAUCAUUCGGAGAUUUGAAGGGCUGCACAACAACAUCCGGCGAUAUCAUCCAAUUUGAAAAUCGUGCUAGAAACGGAGACCGCCUGGAAUCCUGUGGGUUUAGCAUUAAUCGAGAUGGAACUGUCGAGUUUAAGUGGACACAAGUCGGGUGUAUUUAUUCAAAGGAAAUGAUAACGGUAAAUGCAAUUCAACAAUUUGGAGACCAAUACGUGCAUUGUGCUUUGAAUGGAACUGCUGGGUAUAUCGUAAAAAUGAUGACAAGAGAAGAAGUGGAGAAGUGGUUGACAGCGACUAAACAGCAGUGGAGCAAUAUUGUUUCAGGGAAAGAUGGAAAGGGAAAUUCUGUAAAACGAGAAGUUCCAACAACACCUCUACCUACAACUACCACCACUACUACCACAACUCCUAAGCCAACAACCACUACAACAACCACUACAACUCCAGCACCAACUACUACUCAAAAACCAACUACUACCACAACUACCCCAGCCCCAACUACAACCAGCACUACUUCAAUUCCAACUACCAUUGCAACGACAACUGCUGCUCCUUUGAAGAAGUGCACCGAUUUUGUGGAAGAUUGUGACAAGUUAAGAAUCUAUUGCCAUACGGAGGCAGAAAAUGCAAAGUUUUUGAAAGAAGCAGUGAAGAAGUUCUCGACGAAUCCGAAAAAUAGAUCGAGAAUGUUGGAAUUCAUAGAUCAUGUUUUCUUGGAAGAACAAGAACCUGCACACCAGAAAGAACAAAACAAAGAACAGGAUUGCCCAAUAAACUCGAAAUCUUGUGAAAAGUGCUCUCACUCCAAGUGUGAAAAAUGUGCAAAACACCCUCAUCACCAUUGUAAAUGUGAAGAUCAGAAAGAGUUUAAUAGAAAAAUUGUGAGAGCGUUGUGCCCAAAAACGUGCGAUAUUUGCAACGAAACACAUCCAUCGGUUUCAACGAUUUUGUCAACUAGAAUUUCUGGAGCUUGCCUGAAACCACAGUGUGAAAUUUAAUUUAAUCUUUGAUGUGGGAUGUUUUGUAGACUUUAAUUUAAAGUAAUGGAUCAUAAAUAGUUUUUUUUUCGCAUAAAAAUUUUGCAAAAUAUU